Messenger RNA from Trichoderma atroviride IMI 206040, 1731 nucleotides. Lineage: Eukaryota; Fungi; Ascomycota; Sordariomycetes; Hypocreales; Hypocreaceae. The record is from RefSeq and is a predicted model, not a curated record.
AUGGCUUCGCGAAUUCUUUUGCGCGUCGUUUCCUCACCAUCUUCGCCUCUGAUACGACAAACUAGGCUACCAUCACAUCUUCCGCUCCGCCCAUGUCUCAAUAUUCCGUCCAAGUAUCUUGCUUCUUCGCGUCUGCUGCCUGCAUUUCGUUAUGUCCGGUUACAAAUCACUGCUGGGGCGACGACUGGCGGCGCUCUCGUUGCGGAUAAAUACUACAUGGGAGGCAUCCUUUCGCGCAGCUUGCGAGCUUAUGCGACACUCGCUCAAGUUGGCUUCGACUAUAAGAUGCACUCGGGCAAGAAUCCCAAAGGAGGUCGUGUGCCCAUUGAUGAGCUGCACGAUCGAAAUGCGAAGCGAGUCUGUGACAUGAUCAAAGCCAACGGUGGCAUGUUCCUGAAGAUUGGCCAGGCCAUCGCCGUACAAAGCGCUGCUCUGCCGGAAGCGUACCAGCGCGAAUUCAAGGACAUGUUUGACGAUACCGCUCAGGAUCCCUGGGACGACGUACAAGCAGUAAUUCGAGAAGAGUUUGGAGCCAGCGCAAGUCAAGUAUUUGGCGAUGGUAUAGAAAGAGAGCCCAGAGCCUCUGCAUCCAUAGCACAAGUUCACUAUGCGAAGCUGCCAGAUGGGCGGGAAGUUGCUGUGAAAGUACAGAAAAGAAAACUGGCACAACAAGCAUCUUGGGACCUGUGGACUUUCAAAGUUCUCCUCGAUAUAGCCGGCAGAACGACAGAUUUACAGAUCCAAGGCCUUGGCGACUACAUAAUGAAGAGCAUCAUGCAGGAGACUGACUUCCAAAACGAAGCAGCAAAUACGAUACGAACUGCGAAACUUGUCAAGUCUGAUCCCAGCCUGAGUGCACGUGUAUAUAUCCCCAAAGUCUACGCGGAGCUUACGUCUAAACGCGUGUUGACAUCUGAGUGGAUCCACGGAGCCAAUUUAUGGGAUAGAGAUAUUAUUACUGGCAAAUACGACGCAUCUGAUGAAGCAAAUACGGCGAUGGGCCUUGGAGAGGCAGAUGUCAUGACUACAGUCAUUGAUCUCUUCUCAUCUCAAAUGUUCAAAUGGGGCUUUGUACAUUGCGACCCUCAUCCAGGUAACAUCUUUGUACGACGCCUUCCGACAGGCAAGCCACAAAUAGUACUAAUAGACCAUGGCCUCUAUGUGUCUCUCACAGACAAUUUGCGGCGACAGUACGCUCGAUUUUGGAAGUCUCUUCUGAUGGGCGACCAAAAGGGGCUGGACGAGGUAUCGGCUGCCUGGGGAAUGAAGACUUCCGAUGCUUGGGCAGAUGCGUUCAUGUCUCGCGAAAAAAAACCUGAUCCGGUCGGCGAGACGCCCGAAGAGCGCGCCCAGCGGGCUCUUGAUGAAGCCUCUGGCCUUUUCGGUGAAGCUGGGCUAUACCCCCGCGAGCUCCUGUUCCUAGAACGGAAUCUGGCUCUUGUUCAAGGCAGCAACCGGUUUUACGAUUCUCCCGUCAAUCGACUGGGCAUGAUUGGUCGUUCAGCAAUGCAAAAUCUGCGCGACGACAGCCAAGUGACGUUUCGGCAGGCUUUGAGCUCACAAUGGUCCAUGCUUGUCCUUGAUGCCGUCUUCUAUAUCAGCCGCUGGAGGCAGUAUAUGGGAUGGGGCAAAGGCUUUGAGGCGGAGCUCAAAGAAGCAGAGGAGAGAAUGGCUCAGGAGAUGAAAGAAUCCAUGUCUGGGCUUUGGGAGGUCGAUGAGGAGACACAGUGA